Galleria mellonella (greater wax moth) is the source of this 373-nucleotide messenger RNA. RefSeq lists its product as uncharacterized. The transcript has 4 exons. The record is from RefSeq and is a predicted model, not a curated record. Bases 41 to 373 code for a protein of 110 amino acids. Lineage: Eukaryota; Metazoa; Arthropoda; Insecta; Lepidoptera; Pyralidae.
UAUUACGCAACUCUAUUUUAAUACUGAACGCCGCAGCCGUAUGAAACAUAUAGAAUUUACACUACAUUUCUACAAUAUUUUACGAAUUGAAAUGUUCUUCGUUGAUAUUACAGGUUUAGAAGUGAAAGGUCAAAUGGUGUUUGGCUCUCAAACACUUCGGUACCAAGACGCGUGUGACGACGUAUGUCGGGAUCUGCCCAUUGAUGAUACGGAGCCUGUGUGUAUGAUGAUCAGUCGCUACAAGAGGGGAUAUCAGUUCUUUGUAAAUCAAUGUCACGCUAGGCGUACAAUUUGUAAGGAAAAUUUGGUAUUGCAUAUGGUACAUCCAAGUAGAUGUGUGAAGAGCAACCAGUAUUUUAUGCCAGUAAAUUAA